Messenger RNA from Funneliformis caledonium, 2169 nucleotides. Lineage: Eukaryota; Fungi; Glomeromycota; Glomeromycetes; Glomerales; Glomeraceae. The record is from the annotation of a GenBank genome assembly.
AUGACAACUUCAGAUCCAUACCUAGAAAAAGAUAUCUCUAUAAAGGCUACCGAUUUAUCUCAAUGGAGACUUAAAGUUGACCAUGGAAGACAAACGUGGCAUUAUCUGGAAAGCGAUGAAGCAAAAAAUUCGCCUCAGUCUAUAAUUGAAAAAUAUUGGUUAGGCAUACCUUUUGAAUCAAAAAAAUUCGACAAACCAAAAACUGCAUUAGAGGCAGCACGAAAUGGAUUUGAAUUUUUUAAGCUACUCCAGACGGAAGACGGUCAUUGGGCCGGUAAUUAUGGCGGCCCUAUGUUCUUAUUACCCGGACUUAUAAUUUCAAUGUACAUUACGCGUAUCACUAUUCCUGAAAGUUGGCGAAUUGAAAUUAUCCGAUAUCUAUUCAAUAAAGCUAAUCCAGUUGAUGGUGGAUGGGGAAUACAUGUUGAAGGUCAUUCAACAGUGUUUGGAACAACCUUGAAUUACAUUGUCCUUCGUAUCCUUGGAAUAGAUGCUGACCAUCCAUACAUGGUCAAAGCUCGUGCGACUUUGCAUAAACUCGGAAGUGCAACUGCGAUACCCUCAUGGGGCAAAUUUUGGUUGUCGUGUCUAAAUGUCUAUAACUGGGAAGGGAUGAAUCCUGUUCCACCUGAAUUAUGGUUACUUCCAUAUGCAAUACCAUUUCACCCCGGUCGAUAUUGGGUUCAUUGUCGCGCAGUUUAUCUUCCUAUGGGAUAUAUGUAUGGGAAAAGACUUAGUGCUGACGUUAAUCCGCUUAUUGAAUCGUUACGACAAGAGUUAUAUGAUCAGCCAUAUGACUCAAUCGAUUGGGCUCGAGCAAGGAAUAAUGUUUCAGAUGCUGAUCUUUAUUUGCCACAUACAAAAGUUUUGAAAUUUCUAAAUUUUGUCUUGACUUUAUACGAAAAGCUUCCAAAUUUUUUUGGCUUUCGUCAAAUUUCUCUCGACGAAUCUUAUAAAUUAAUACAAUAUGAAGACAAUAAUACAGAUUAUCUUGACCUUGCUCCAGUUAACAAAGUCAUGCAUAUUCUUUGCACGUAUUAUGAAGAAGGUCCUAAUUCCGAAGCAUUUAAACUUGCUAAAGAAAGGCUCAUUGAUUAUAUGUGGAUGAGUUCUGAAGGGAUGUUGAUGAACGGUACAAAUGGUUCACAACUUUGGGAUACCGCGUUUGCAGCUCAAGCUAUCAUUGAUGCAGGAUUGGGUAAUUACGCUGAGAAUCAUGAUAGCAUGAUAAAGGCUUUGGAAUUCUUGGAUGACGCUCAAAUUAAGCGCAAUCCAACUGAAAUGGAAUAUUGUUAUAGACAUCCGUCAAAGGGAGCGUGGGGAUUCAGCACACGUGACCAAGGAUAUACGGUGUCAGAUUGUACCGCUGAAGGAAUGAAAGCAGUUUUAUAUCUUCAAAAUAAAUUGAAUUUUAAGCCAACCCUAGUUUCAAAAGAAAGACUUUGCCAAGCUGUGGAUAUUUUGUUAACUAUGCAAAAUAGUGAUGGUGGAUUUGCUAGUUAUGAAAAGAUUCGUGGACCGGAAUUUCUCGAAUGGAUAAAUCCAUCAGAAGUAUUUGGUAAAAUUAUGAUAGAAUAUAGUUAUCCGGAAUGUACAACUGCUGUAUUGACUGGAUUAAGUAUAUUUAAAAAAUAUUAUCCUGAUUAUCGUGCCGAUGAAAUCGAGAAAGUAUGCCAAAAAGCAGCAAAAUUUAUACACAAAUCUCAAAAAGAAGAUGGAAGUUGGUAUGGAUCAUGGGCCAUUUGUUUCACAUAUGCUUCAAUGUUUGCUCUUGAAAGUUUGGCAUAUUUUGGUGAAACAUACGACAACAGUGAAAGCGUAAGAAAAGGAUGUGAAUUCUUAAUUUCUAAGCAAAAUGAAGAUGGCGGGUGGGGAGAAAGCUACAAGACAGAAGUUUAUUCUGGACUUGACCAAUCUCAAGUUGUGAAUACAGCAUGGUCAUUAUUAGGUUUGAUGUCGGCCAAAUAUCCUGAUGAAAAAGUGAUCCGACGAGGUAUUGAGCUUAUAAUGUCAAGACAGUUGAGUACGGGAGAAUGGAAACAGGAGGAAAUUGAAGGAGUGUUUAACAAAAGUGUUGCCAUCAGUUAUCCGAAUUAUAAAUUUAUCUUUACAAUUUGGGCAUUAGGAAAAUAUGCCAAAAUUCAUAAUAAUCCAACAAUUCAAUUUUAA